Molecule: messenger RNA, 1576 nt
Organism: Capsicum annuum
Lineage: Eukaryota; Viridiplantae; Streptophyta; Magnoliopsida; Solanales; Solanaceae
Product: probable RNA 3'-terminal phosphate cyclase-like protein
Exons: 7
Coding region: 199-1335 (378 amino acids)
Biological process (GO): ribosome biogenesis; endonucleolytic cleavage of tricistronic rRNA transcript (SSU-rRNA, 5.8S rRNA, LSU-rRNA)
Cellular component (GO): nucleolus
Molecular function (GO): RNA endonuclease activity
Source: RefSeq, a predicted model, not a curated record
AAACUACAAAAGCCAACCGUAAACCUAUAUUGGACCUCCACUUUUCCUUCACCUCUCGGCUUUUAACCUUGAAAGUCUUGCCACCGCCCCCGCUGCUAACUUGCUCUCUUUCCAUCUGUUCCUGCAGCUAACUCGGUCCCCAGUUUUUUUUUUUUUUUUUUUUGUUUAUCUGACAGAAUCAAAGAGACAAGAAAGAAAAUGGGGAAAGUUUCUUACAUGAAGCUGAAGGGAAGCCAGAACUUGAGACUACGUCUUUUACUGGCUACCCUUUCAUCCAAAUCGAUUAUUAUUGAAGAUAUACGUGCUGAUGCUACUUGGCCUGGCCUUCGUCCACAUGAGGUUUCUUUUCUCCGCCUCCUUGAAAAAGUCUGUGAUGAUUGUGUUGUUGAAAUCAAUGAAACCGGUACAAAACUAAAGUACAAACCAGGAAUUAUUAUGGGAGGAAGGCAUUUGGUUCAUGAUUGUGGUGUCAGUCGCUCCAUUGGCUACUUCUUGGAACCCUUGAUUGUGCUUGGUUUGUUUGGAAAGAAAUCACUAUCCAUUAGGCUGAAAGGGAUCACAAAUGAUUCAAAGGACCCAUCCAUUGAUACUUUUCGAUCAACGACUUUACCUAUACUGAAGCAGUUCGGAGUCCCUGCAGAAGGAUUGGAACUAAAAAUUGAGAGCCGGGGAGUCGCUCCUAAAGGUGGUGGAGAAGUAGUUCUUUCAGUCCCUAUGGUCCCGAAUAGUUUAAAGGCUACUAAAUGGGUUGACGAAGGUCUGGUGAAGAGAAUCAGAGGUGUUUCCUUUUCAACUAGGGUCUCUGUUCAGUUUGAGAAUACCAUGAUACAUGCAGCUCGUGGAAUUUUGAAUCCUUUGCUUUCAGAUGUUCACAUCUUUACAGAUCACAAAGCUGGAGCACAAGCCGGAAUGUCACCUGGCUAUGGAAUUUCUCUAGUUGCAGAGACAACAUCUGGUUGUGUUAUAUCUGUCGAUACUGCAGUUUCUUAUGCAAGAGGAGAAGAUGAUAAUGACUUAGAUGAUGACCGGAAAGAUCUGAUUCCUGCUGAGGAAGUUGGCGAGCAAAUUGCUUCUGCCCUACUUGGGGAAAUUAAACAGGGGGGAGUAGUUGAUUCAACACAUCAGGGACUGCUGUUUCUUCUAUGUGCCUUGUGUCCAAAAGAUGUUUCAGACGUUCGCGUUGGGAAGUUGUCACCCUACGGAAUAGCAGCAUUAAGGCACAUCAGAGAUUUUUUGGGUGUUAAGUUUGUCAUGAAACCUGAUGCCUCCACAGGAACUGUCAAUCUCAUGUGUCUUGGCUCUGGUUUUCAGAAUUUAUCCAGAAAAGUAUCAUGAUAAAUUAAUGGUGUCUGUGUUUGGUGGCUUAGAGUGACGGCUAGAUCAACAUCUUUGGGAUGCCUUGUGGAGUGAAAUCAAGCAUACUUUAUCAUAGGCGAAAUUUUUUGUUGUGGUUUGCUGCUUGUAAUGAGAGAGUGAUAUAGGAAGCAAAUGUGGAGAUCACAUUUGCUCAUCUCCUUGUUGCGUUGAAACUUUUGGUGUCAAGAGUUCUAAUUCACAUGUAUUUGAAGAUUCCUCA